CUGAUACUUGAGGUUGCCAAUCAGAACCAACGGAAACCGGUAGUUUGAAGGAACUGAAAUUUAAGUGAAUUUUAAUGUGAACGAAUUCAGUUAAGAGGUAUCUGAAAAUAUGGCGAAGCUGGAGAAAGUGCCCUUCGAGGAGGCAAUGGAUUUGACAGGCUACGGCAAGUUCAACCUGCUAACCUUCAUACUGUGCAGCAGCAUCAUCAUAGGCAUGGCGUUUGAGAUCUUCUCGGUGUCUUACCUGGUCCCCGCCAGCGCCUGCGAGCUCGGGACCACCAGCUCGCAGCAAGGACUGAUGGCCGCGAUGCCUCUCAUGGGCAUAAUCGCGACGUCCCACAUCUGGGGCUACCUGGCCGACACGCGCGGCCGCAAGAAGGUGCUGUGUUUCUCCAUGACCCUGAGCUUUGUGGCUGGUGCUGCCUCCGCCUUCUCUCCCGACUGGAUCACCUUCAGCAUCCUCAAGCUCUUGUCUUCAGGCUCAGUGGCUGGAGCGUUUGCACUGUCGAUGACUUUGCUGAGCGAGUGCAACCCGGUAGCUAAGCGCUCUGCUGUGCUCGUGCUCUCUGGAACUGUCUUCCUCGCUGCCAAUGGGCUUAUGGCUGCAAUAGCCAUACCAGUGCUCCCACUCAAAUUCGCCUUUUACUGGUCAGUCCUCGGCAUUUACUUCAACUCCUGGCGUCUCCAGUGCCUAAUCUUCGCCACGCCCUGCGCCAUCAGUGCUAUUGGCCUUGUCUUCGCCUACGAAAGCCCCAAGUUCUUGCUGAGCGUUGGGCGAGAAGACGAAGCCUUGCAUAUCCUGAGGAGCAUGUUUGUCAUCAAUACCAAGAAGAGCGGAGAGGAAUACCCAGUAAGUAAGGUAAAAUCUCUGGCACUAAACGAAGACGACGCCCCGGAAGCAGUGAAGGGCUUCUGGUCGUCCCUGGUUGCGCAGACCACGCCGCUGUUCAAGCCACCUCUCCUCAAGAACACCCUACUGAUUUCUAUCAUCUUCGUUAUUGUUUAUAUUUGUAUAAACCCUUACAUGGUGUGGAUGCCGUACAUCGUGGACGGAGUCAUGCGGUCGGUGCAGCGUGGGGAGACAGGUCUCACCUUCUGCGAGCGACUCCGGGCCUCACAGAACAUCACUGUUGAACAGGUAGAAGACAAAUGCGCAUUGAACGAGUUUGCAAUGACCAUGGUCUUCGGCAUCGGCAUGAUCAUGGCCGCCGGUAACACCGUUGUGUCCAUUCUCGUCAGCUACAUGGACAGGAAGACGCUGCUUAUCAUUAUUCAGGUCAUAUGCGGCGUGUCAGGGCUGCUAGUGAACUGCACGUCGAUGUGGUACCUCAGCGCCGUGUUCUUCCUGCUGUACAUUUCGGGCUCCAUCAACUUCGGCUUCUUGAACACCUUCAGUGUCACCCUGUUCCCUACUUAUGUUAAAGCGAUGGCGGUCUGCCUAACCCUGAUGGUGGGUCGGGGUAGUGCUGCGCUGGGCAUCAACUUGCUGAAGGAGAUGCUUAACACCAACUGCGAGGCGUCUUUCUACGUGUUCGGGAGCAUUGCUUUAUUGGGUGCAUUGCUUCAAUGCUUUCUGCCGGGGACCAAACCAAAACAAAGAAGGUGCCCUGAGACUUGAAGAGGAUCGUAAUGUAGCAGAACGUGGAAAAAAGUAUUGAAGUAUUGAAUUUAUAGUGGUUCAGUGUAACCAUUUUUGUGAUCUGUCUUUGUCUGGUAGUCUGUAGUAGAAUUUGUUGAUUAUUAUUGGAAUUUUUCAUCAAUCGUUAAAGAGACGAUCGUUGUUAUUUAAUUUUAGUAUCCAGAAGAUUAUGAUGGGCACUCUACCCAAAUCACGAAACUCUUCGUGCUUUUAUUUUUGAUGUCAUAAUUAUGUUUGUGUAUGAUAAUA
Molecule: messenger RNA, 1888 nt
Organism: Ostrinia furnacalis (Asian corn borer)
Lineage: Eukaryota; Metazoa; Arthropoda; Insecta; Lepidoptera; Crambidae
Product: synaptic vesicle glycoprotein 2B-like
Exons: 11
Coding region: 110-1618 (502 amino acids)
Biological process (GO): transmembrane transport
Cellular component (GO): membrane
Molecular function (GO): transmembrane transporter activity
Source: RefSeq, a predicted model, not a curated record